Molecule: messenger RNA, 456 nt
Organism: Parnassius apollo (apollo)
Lineage: Eukaryota; Metazoa; Arthropoda; Insecta; Lepidoptera; Papilionidae
Source: the annotation of a GenBank genome assembly
AUGGCAUCAAGCAACAGAGCACAUGCACUCGUUAAUAUAAUUUGCAAUCCAAUUGAACCAGAGAAUAUGGCAUCCACGUCUCAUGCACCUGUUUCUGUUUUGGUAAAGAAUGUCCUAACAGAACCACAUUCUUUUGAAAGGAUUGAAUCUCAGUUAGGGGAAAUUUUACUAACUGCAGACAAUGACCUCAUUCAAUUAGAAGAACUAGUGGCGCUUGACUCACCGUCGCUAUUAGAAACACCGUCUCCGAGGCCAAUUUCACCACCACCUGUGAGAGAUGCUUGUGAGGACUUUUCUCCUGAUGACGACAGCGAUUACGAACCACCCAAUGAUCGUGGUGCUUUAAGUUCGGAUUCGGAAAAUAUCCCUCCAAAUGAAGAGACUCUGCAAACGAACGAAGAGGUAGUUCACUUUGGAGAUAUGUUUGAAGGCCGACGUAGACAGAGACUAGCUUAA